Molecule: messenger RNA, 1285 nt
Organism: Mucor mucedo
Lineage: Eukaryota; Fungi; Mucoromycota; Mucoromycetes; Mucorales; Mucoraceae
Exons: 1
Coding region: 18-1019 (333 amino acids)
Source: RefSeq, a predicted model, not a curated record
GAGAAAAAAAAAAUACGAUGUUUAAUUCCAUUCGCCAGUACCUAUCAUCCGGUCAUAGUAGUCAUAAUGAAGAACAAUACCCAUACAAUGACAAUUGGCGUCAGCAAAAAAACCAUCAAGUAGGCAAUUGGUUAUCCGAUAUAAGUCUUCACACUGAGGAAAAAGAAGGUCGACACUUCUGGAACAGAAGAUCGAGAAAGAAGUACUACAAUAAUGAGCUCCAAAAGUAUGGUGAAGACCAAUCCUAUCUUCAGCAUCAACAACAUCAGCAGCAUCAACAACACCAACAGCACCAGCAACAUCAACAACCUCAAAUUCAGCAAAUGCAGCAAAUGCAACACCAGCAGUUACAGCAACCAAUGCUGGAUCGACGCCAGUCUCAUAAAAAUCUACCGUCUAUGCUUCACCGGAAUAGCAAUAGUAAUUUAAUGCAACAUCAACAACUACCACAGCAGCAAGGAAUGUUUAACGGUGAGAACAAUAAUCACGAUUAUCGACGUCAGAGACAUCAUUCACUACCUUCUUCCUAUAACGGACAUCAUCGUAAUAGUAGUUUACAGGAUGGUUUUGGUGGUCAUCAGCAGCAGUUACCAUUUUUUCCCCCAGGUGGUGGGGGAAUGUCACAAAAAGGCCAUGGUGGUAUGGACAACGAGUUCCAGCAGCCACAGUAUUUCCCUCAACAGCAUCAGCAACAGUUGUCAAUGAUGAAUGGAGGUGCGCGUCAUCAUCAUCAGCAGCAGCAAUAUAGUGCGGAGAAUAUGUAUUCGAAUUCAAUGCAUCAACAACAAUCUUUCCCACAACAGCAACCUUAUUUCAAUAGUACUGGCGUGGGUAGCGCAGCAGAAUUACAACAACAACGACAAAUGAUGUUUUACCAGCAGCAGCAACAACAGCAACAGCAACAGCAACAGUACCCUUAUAUGGGAGGAGUUAACCAACCUUAUGGUGGACAUCUAGGAGGUCGAUUAGGAGUAGAAGGAGUAAAUCACAACAGCAUGUAUAAUGGCAUGUUUAGGUAGCCGUAUUAUACUUAAAACGCACACCUAUUGUUAUUGUUGCACACACGCACCAGCAGAUACACCAGCCCUUUUUCGGUCCGUCCAUUUCCUUUCCGUUAUUACUUUUUUGUUUUUCGUUUUGUUGUAUAUACGAUAUUAUUAUUAUUACUAUUAUUAUUAUUAUUAAAAAAAAAAAAAAAAAAAAAAAAAAGGAAAAGAAGUCAAAUCUAACAGAUGAAGAGAGAAUACAUUAGGUUAAAAAAAGGGAGAGAUUAUUUUGUAGGUAC